Molecule: messenger RNA, 1605 nt
Organism: Trichoderma asperellum CBS 433.97
Lineage: Eukaryota; Fungi; Ascomycota; Sordariomycetes; Hypocreales; Hypocreaceae
Biological process (GO): microtubule-based movement
Molecular function (GO): microtubule binding; ATP binding; microtubule motor activity
Source: RefSeq, a predicted model, not a curated record
AUGGAUCGCGGCGGCAACGUCAAGGUUGUUGUCCGGCUCCGGGCCUUUCUAGAACGAGAUCUUGAACGAAAUGCGCCAUGCCUCGUUGACAUGGAUCCCGUCUCCCAGAUCACCACCCUCAGAGCCCCCGAGCCGGAAGAUGCUCGCCCUUCGAGCCCGACCAAAUCCCGGAAAGUCACCGGCGACAAGAGCUUCGCCUUUGACAACUCCUUCUGGAGUCACGACCCCGAGGACAAGGACUAUGCCAACCAAGAAGACAUCUACAACAGCCUCGGCGAAGAGUUCCUCGACCACAAUUUCGAGGGCUACCAUACUUGCAUCUUUGCCUACGGCCAGACCGGCUCCGGAAAGAGCUACACCAUGAUGGGAACGCCCGAGAACCCCGGGCUGAUUCCUCGAACCUGCGAGGAUCUAUUCGAGCGCAUCGAAGCCGCCCACAACGAAAACUCCAACGUCGCUUACAACGUCCGGGUCUCCUAUUUCGAGGUCUACAACGAGCAUGUCAGAGACCUCUUGGUGCCCGUCGUCCCCAACACUGCCCCCAACUAUCUCAAGAUCCGCGAAUCGCCCACCGAAGGACCAUACGUCAAGGAUCUCACCGAGGUGCCUGUACGAAACAUUCACGAGAUUAUGCGAUACAUGAAGGUGGGCGACGCAUCCCGCACCGUGGCCAGCACCAAGAUGAACGACACCAGCAGCCGAAGCCACGCCGUCUUCACCAUUAUGCUGAAGCAGAUCCACCACGACAUGGAAACGGAUGAGACCACGGAACGCAGCUCUCGCAUUCGUCUGGUUGAUCUGGCAGGUAGCGAGAGGGCGAAAACAACCGAGGCUACGGGAGCCCGGCUUCGCGAGGGUAGCAACAUCAACAAGUCUCUCGCCACCCUUGGCCGGGUCAUUGCGGCGCUGGCAGGCCCUCCCAAGCAGCUGCGGUCAGGCAAGAGAAAGGAUGUGGUGCCCUAUCGAGAUUCCAUCUUAACGUGGCUGCUCAAAGACUCCCUCGGCGGCAACAGCAAGACUGCCAUGAUCGCCUGCAUUGCUCCUUCGGAUUAUGAGGAAACGCUCUCGACACUUCGUUACGCCGAUCAAGCCAAACGCAUUCGCACCCGCGCCAAGGUCAACCAAGACCAUAUCACAUCCGCCGAGCGCGAUGCUCAGAUUGCUGCCAUGGCGCAAGAAAUUCGAAUGCUGCAGCUAUCCGUCUCGGACUCCCGCCAGCGCGAAAAGAAUGCUCAAGAGGCUGAAGAGCGCCUGGAAGAGUACCAGAUAAGUGUCAGCGCCAUGCAGCGCAUGAUGGAAGAACGCAGCAUGGUUGCCGAGAGCAAAAUCAAGAAGCUGCAAACGGAGAACGAGGCCCUCAAGCUGCAUCUCAAGCUGGCUAUUGAGAGUCUCAAGAACCCCAUCCCGUCGGUUCCCCUCGAGAGCAAGGAGUCUUCAGAUGAUGAGGAUUACGACUACGACUCGGAGAGUACGGCAGCAGAUGACGAACUUCAACAGGAGAUGGAGCGCUACUUGCAGGACAUGGGCAACCUCCGGAAGCUUAUUGGCGGCGACCUCUCUAGAUUCAAGGACACGGACAGCGUGCGUAUGCCUCUUGGCGGCUAA